Messenger RNA from Onychostoma macrolepis, 1992 nucleotides. RefSeq names its product SPRY domain containing 7b (gene spryd7b). The transcript is spliced from 5 exons. The coding region runs from base 218 to 808 and encodes 196 amino acids. The record is from RefSeq and is a predicted model, not a curated record. Gene Ontology annotation, molecular function: protein binding. NCBI's taxonomy places the organism in Eukaryota, Metazoa, Chordata, Actinopteri, Cypriniformes, Cyprinidae.
CCAGUUAUGGAUGCCUUUCUGUGUUGUUGUUCAAAGCAUUGAAUAAAAAAAAACUUUCUGAGCCAGUAAGCGCCCCCUUGAGGUGGACAUCUGUGUGUGUCAAAACAGCACCAGUAGUCAACAAUGAUUUUUCCAAGUUAUCCAUUCUAUCCUGGAAGCGUUGUGCGCUCUUGAGUUUGACGCGUGUAAUUGCACUUCCGGUGAUCUCGACGCUAGAAUGGCUGCAGUGUUUACGUGUUGUUUGGGCUGCUGCGGGGAUGGCGGAGCGGGCCAUGCUCCCCUCAAAGAAAUGCCCACCGUGCAGCUAGACACGCACCACAUGGGGACGGAUGUGGUCAUAGUGAAAAGUGGGAGGCGGAUCUGUGGAACUGGAGCCUGUCUUGCCAACGCCCCUCUACACCAGAACAAGAGCUAUUUUGAGUUCAAGAUCCAGUCCACGGGUGUUUGGGGGAUCGGUGUGGCCACUCAGAAGGUGAAUUUGAACCAGGUGCCGCUGGGUCGUGACAGUCACAGUUUGGUGCUUCGGCACGAUGGCUCCAUAUACCACAACAACGAGGAGAAGAACCGAUUACCUGCCAACAGCCUGCCUCAGGAGGGAGAUAUAGUGGGGGUGACCUAUGAUCAUGUUGAACUGAACCUGUACUUAAAUGGAAAGAACAUGCACUGUCCAGCCUCAGGUAUUCGAGGGACUGUGUUCCCCAUAGUUUAUGUGGACGACAGUGCCAUCAUAGACUGCCAGUUCAGUGAUUUCUACCAUACUCCACCUGAAGGCUUUGAAAAGAUUCUGUUUGAACAGCAGAUCUUUUGAAUUGUCAUCUGUGUGCAGACACACACAUAGUGUGGAGUUGAACCAUGUGUGGCAGCACGUGUUUACGAUCUCUUUCAAUGUUGCUUCUGCCUUUGCUGUUACUACUGCUGCUCUUGUCCAUUUGGAAGACAAACCAGGCUUUAUUUGUGUGUGUGUGUGUGUGUGUGUGUGUGUUUGGAUGCACACAAAUGAGAGAGAGAAUUCAAGCCAGAAAACACUUUACAUAAGCACUGAAGACACUUACUGAUAUCUAUUUUCUGUAGUGGGUGAUAUUGAUAAACUGAGCUUAUCUUUUUAUUUAACGACAGUGUACAAUGAUCAGCAACUGAUCAGCUUUGUUUUUGAUUUAAGUAGAAAUGAUUGAUGUAUCGCUGACUUUAUAUAUCUAUACAAAUAUCAACUUUCUUGAAUGAACAAUUGUAUUUGCACUAGUUUCAUGUUGAGAAUCAAACCAAACCUCUUAUUCUGUUGAUUUUUGAUGAGUCUGUUACUGUCGUUUGCCUUUCAUCUGAACUAGGCAUAUUUAUAAAUUGCUAACAAUAGCAGUUUACUGUAUUUUCCACAGUGUAUUUGAACAUUUUACCUCUGUGAUCUCUAUUGCACAUAAUAUUAAACAAGUGACUUUGGCUGACUGAGAGAUUGACUGAUUUCAGAGUGUCAAAUAGACGCUGAAAUGUUUCAGACAUGCACAAAUGUUAGACUGAAGGUAAACUUUUUUUUUUUCUUCAGAUGUGUUUUGCUUCACUGAUGUCUUGGAUCUGAAAUAAUUCACAUCUACACAGUAACUUUAAUUAUAACUAUGAACCUAAUGUUAUUGGUUACUGCAGAAAUGUUGUGUACUCUUAACACUAAAACCACUCAUGCAUUAAUUUUAUUCACACAGUUGAAUACAUAACCAAUUCUUAAGUUUUAUUGUUAACAGCAUGGCAAUGUGCUUUUCAGAAAAAGUGCUCUGAAAGAGUUUUGUCCUGUAAGAUUUGUCAAAUCUGAUUUUCAGUCCCCAAAAAAAGCUUGAAUUCUCUCUGUACACUGUGUCUUACGGUACAUUCCACAAGUGCUGUAUUUAAUAAACCUAAGUAUUCUGUCUCUGUCAAAGAGCUGUGUUAUAGUGUGAAAUGAUAAUGACUUCUAACCAAAUAAAAUAUAGACAACAAUCAAGCACCUCUACAAAAAAAAUAGUUAUA